AUCGGAUAACUUCAUGAACAAAUUUAUGAAUGGAUGGAUUUGUGGACAAAUGAGCGAACAAAUAGAUAAGCUUAUGGACGGACUAAUUGAUGAACAGACUAAUUUGUAGACAAAGGGUGGAAGGAUUUAUGGAUGUAACGAAGGAAGAUCAAGUAGAUUGCCAGGCCCAAAAACCAGGUCCAAAUCCAAACGUAGUACUCCGCGGUUCGAAACUUAGCACCGAAGCAUCAAUUUUAGUGGCUGCAACCGGCGGAGACCAAGGUGUAGACGACCGCAGCUCCGUUCUGAUUCAGCAGCACCACGAGAUCAUGGCGGCACACUCGCUUGAGUCUGAUCUGGAUCUCGCCUUCCGCCUCCAACUCGAGGAAGCUCUCACCGCCUCCGUAGCCCUAAACACCUCUGCUCCUCCUCGACCCGCGACUUCAACCGUCGAGUCUCCACUCAAGAAAGAAACCGUCAUCUCCUUUUCCGGCCUAGAGCUCUCAAAAUUUCAGCAAGAGGCCCUCGAUCACAAGAAAUCCCUCAUCGAAAUGCAAAGGAUAAAGGAAGAUCUCCAGCGCCGAAUCCACGACGAGAAGUUCGCGCGAGAUGUUGAGGAAAUGCCGGAGGAUGAAUGGGAGGAGUGGGGUGCUGAUUUCGAGAGGCCUUUCGGAGAAGGAUGUUCUAAAGACGUGGAGAGUGAGGACGAUGGCGAGUUUAGACUGUAUUUUAAGGGGAGGGUUAGUCACGAAAGGAUCAACAAUCAGGACGUUGUUUUGGCAGGAAUUGGGGUCGCAAUUUGUGAUUUUAGGGAUAAUUUGAUCUUGGAAAUCAAAAAGCCCUUGAUUGGUAAUGGUCGCAACAGGCAAACAGCAGAGAUUCAAGCUUUGAUUGAAGGGCUUAAUGCUGCCUUAUUUUUGGAACUCAAGAGGAUUCAGUUUUUCUGCGAUUUCAAACCUAUUUUCAAAUAUAUCAAUAAAAGAUGGCAACCGAGGCAGCAGAAGAUUGCAAAGUUAGUUGAGCAGGUGUCUGAUCUCCAAAGUAAAUUUAUGUAUUGUGAGCCAGUACUUGUGGCACGUAAUGAUAUAAAGUAUGCAUUUCAACUUGCAAGGGAAGCAGUACUUUCUCAGGUUAACAGAUCUAGUGAAUCUAAUCGUGGCAAGUCAAUUAAAGAGACUUGUGUUAUAUGUUUAGAAGAUACCGACAUGGAGCAGAUGUUUGCUGUUGAUGGAUGCCUGCAUCAAUACUGCUUUUCUUGUAUUAAACAGCAUGUGGAGGUGAAGUUGCUUCAUGGGAUAAUGCCUAAAUGUCCUCAUGAAGACUGUAAAUCUGAGCUUAGUGUUGAAAGCUGCACAAAAAUUUUGACACCAAAUAUGCUUGAGACAUUGAAACAGCGUAUAAAGGAAGCUUCAAUUCCUGUCACAGAAAAAGUUUAUUGCCCAUAUCCCCGGUGCUCAGCAUUGAUGUCAAGAAGUGAGAUUUCAGGAGAUCCUAAAAAUGCUUUUGUGGGUUAUGAAAGGUCAGGUGCACAGAAAUGUGUAAAAUGUCAUGGCCUUUUCUGUAUUAACUGUAAGGUCCCUUGGCACAGUGAAAUGACAUGCAAUGACUACAAAAGCUCGAAUCCUAAUCCACCAGCAGAAGAUUUGAAGCUAAAGUCUCUGGCAACAAGGAAUAUGUGGCGUCAAUGUGUGAAGUGCAAACAUAUGAUAGAAAUUUCAGAAGGUUGCUGGCACAUGACUUGCAGAUGUGGCUAUGAGUUCUGCUACAACUGUGGAUCCGAGUGGAAGGACAAAAAGGCAACUUGUUCAUGUCCAGCAUGGGAGGAGAGUCGCAUUUGGCAUGACGAUCAUGAGGACUCUGAUGUAGAAUUCCUUGAUGAUGAUGAUGAUGAUGAUGAUGAUGAUGAUGAUGAAGGUGAGUAUUAUGACUCUGAUGACUCUUAUUUUGUUUUGACAUAAUUAAGUUGCCCUUAUUGUUUGUCUUCUAUGCCCACCACCAUAUGCCCUUGAUGUUUUGUAAAGAUAGGUUUGGGCUUUGGAACAAAAUUCAUAAAUACUCUGGAUUUAAGCAAACAGAGUCUAUGCCUUUGCCAAUUUCUUUGUAAAUUCGUUUUUCCUUCUUGCACUCUGCAUGGACUGCGUCCAAUGAAGCCGGAAUUGUUUGAGGUUCUGGUCUCCAUGGCAUUUCAAAUCUUGCUU
Messenger RNA from Rubroshorea leprosula, 2177 nucleotides. Lineage: Eukaryota; Viridiplantae; Streptophyta; Magnoliopsida; Malvales; Dipterocarpaceae. The record is from the annotation of a GenBank genome assembly.